AUGAAUAAUCGAUGUGAUAAGAUUAGUUAUAAAUCAACAGCAACACCAAAUGUAAUAAACAUGAAUAGUGGGGUCAAAAUGCAUUAUUCGCCACCUUUACUCGUUUCUUCGUCUUCUUCGGAAAGUAGCAGCGAUUAUGAAGAAGAGGAAGAGGCAGAAGGGAUUCCUUUAAGAGAAAUUCAAAACGUAAAAAAUCAACUAAACCUAUUCCCGGUUCCAUCCACUCCCGAAAGUUAUGUCCAAAAGAAUCCUUUCAACGCAACUGACGGACGCGUUAAACGUCCCUCAAAUUGCUUUAUAAUUUUCAGAAAGAUAGCCCAUGACCAAAAAAAGUCCAACAAACAAUUGGAAGUUUAUAAUGAAAGGGACUUUAGUAAGAUAUUAGGAAUAAUUUGGAAAAGCUUAGAAAAACGGCAAGUACAAAUGUACAAGACUUUUGCUGAUUCCGUAGCAAAUCUUCACACCACAAGAAAUCCUAAUUACAAAUAUCGCCCGAAAAGAAAUCGUGCCGCUUGGAAGCAUGGUAUUCCUCACUUUGGACAAUUCGGCGCCAAUGACAACCACAACUAUAACAAUUGCGUCAACGAUGUUUACUUAUAUUUAAACUACGAACAUAGCAAUGACGGUAUCAAUAACAUCGACGAUAACAGCAAUAAUAACUUUGGUUCCUAUGUGAUCAAUUAUGGUUAUACACCUUAUUACGAAACGCCUUAUACUUUACGGUCUAACGAAAGCAACAGUAAUGUUGGUAAUAAAAGUACUCUUUUCAAUGAAAACAACAAUAAUAAUAUCGAAGAUAAUUUUAUUAUUAAUACUACCGUCAGUAAUAAUUUAGAUUACAACCUUAAUGUUAAUGCAACAUCCUCGAACAUUCCACAAUUUAUAUAUUUACUCUCGUUAUAA
Entrophospora candida is the source of this 903-nucleotide messenger RNA. Lineage: Eukaryota; Fungi; Glomeromycota; Glomeromycetes; Entrophosporales; Entrophosporaceae. The record is from the annotation of a GenBank genome assembly.